AUGGGCGCGCUCGGCCGUCACCGCGUCCCCUCGUGUGCCUUCCGCAGCACCUGCUACUCGCCGCACAGAGCCUACGCCCAGAGCAAGCUGGCCCUCGUCCUGUUCACCUACCACCUGCAGGGGCUGCUGGCCGCCCGGGGCCACCACGUGACGGCCAACGUGGCGGACCCCGGCGUGGUCAACACGGACCUGUACCGACACGUCUUUUGGGGCACCGGGCUGCUCCGGAAGUUGAUGAUGAGCUGGUGUUUUUUCAAGACCCCGGACGAAGGAGCCUGGACGUCCGUCUAUGCGGCUGUCGCUCCGGAGCUGGAAGGCGUCGGCGGCCGCUAUCUGUACAACGAGAGGGAGACCGAGUCGCUGGCGGUGACCUACGACCCGGAGCUGCAGCACCAGCUGUGGGCCAGGAGCUGCCGGAUGGCCGGCGUCCCCGACGUGACCCCGGACGCACGCGGGGCACAGCCGGCACGUCACGAGGAUGCGGCCCUCGGCCCGGCCCCCGCCGGUCCGUGAGGCGUCGUGCGUCUGUCCGGGCCACGCCCACCAGCCCUCAGGGCUCUGUCCCCGUGGGUGGCCGGAGCUGCUGGGAUCUCAGGGAGCAAAGGGCACGCUGAGUGACACCCCGGGCAGGUGGCCCCCAGCCGUUGCCUUCUGAUAUCAAACUGUCAAAUUGUCACAGGUGCCAUUAAACCCUGCCACCCAAG
Messenger RNA from Pteropus alecto (black flying fox), 704 nucleotides. It is a transcript of the gene DHRSX, whose product is annotated as dehydrogenase/reductase X-linked. The transcript has 2 exons. The record is from RefSeq and is a predicted model, not a curated record. Bases 1 to 513 code for a protein of 170 amino acids. NCBI's taxonomy places the organism in Eukaryota, Metazoa, Chordata, Mammalia, Chiroptera, Pteropodidae.